Phaedon cochleariae (mustard beetle) is the source of this 2491-nucleotide messenger RNA. The record is from the annotation of a GenBank genome assembly. Lineage: Eukaryota; Metazoa; Arthropoda; Insecta; Coleoptera; Chrysomelidae.
UUUCUACUUCUACCAUAUACGUAUUUAACGGGUGCCAGGAUGAAGCCAAAAAUAUGAAACAAAUGAAUAUCCAAAGAAUAUUUGGAAUAUCCAUAAGGAUUUGGUGGCAUGAUACGCAUGCGCUAUUAUAGUAGUCAUCAAAGACAUGCGUUUCGGUUUCGGUGGACAAUGACGUUUACCGUUUACUAGCCUUUCAAUCAAAGCAGUAUCUGUAAAGUAUUUUCAUAGUUGAAUUCCUAUUAAUAUUAUAUUGUUCUUGUUUUUUCCUUCUUCUGGAAUAACUGUAGAUAAGUACCUAUAGUUCUAAUUUUUAAUAAGUUCUCCUCCUUAAAAUGCCAUCUCAAAUGAAAAGUUGCUUUCUUUGUAAAAGUAAAGAAUCUAAUAUAUCUUAUCACAGAUUUCCCAAAGAUGCUGCUAUCAGAUCAGAAUGGAUAAAGUUCUGUAAUCUGAAUAAUAAAAUCGAUGUACAUCUUUCCUCAUUACUUUUGUGUUCAGAACAUUUCUCUGUGCAAGAUUUUUCCCAUGGAAUGAGGAAUACAUGUGAAGCAGGAGUUCGAAGAAGGUUAAAUAAAACAGCUAUUCCUACUCUCAACAAAAUAUCAUCUGGGCUGUUUCCAUGUUAUGUCAAUGAUGAUGUUUCUGAUUCCUCAAAUUCUUGUGCAGAAGAUAACCUGAUUCCCAUUAAUGACACGCCAGGAAGUCACAAAAAAACUUAUGAGGAGACCUUUGGCCACUCUGCAAAAUCCAAUGGGACAACAGAAGAGGCUGAAAUUAUAAAAACUGAGUACAAACCAUUUGAAUAUGUACUCCAGCUAGAUGAACAUGCCAGUACAAUUACUGAUAUUCAAAGAACAGAUGAUAGCUCGGAACGAAAAUUGAAGAAGCAACAAAAAAUAAUAGUAGAGCAAAAGAAGAAAAUCAGAAUGUUACAACAAAAAAAUCGACGUUUCGUUAAGAAAAUCUCUUCGCUCAAGCAACUCUUGGGACAUUUAAAGACACAACAUUUGAUUCCUCAAGAGGCUGGCAAUCAUUUUCUGGAAAAUUGCAGAUAUCUUGCAACAGCGCCUAAUACUUCCGAGUCCGUCCACACCACACAAAAUACUGACAGGCACAACAUGAGGACGGAGCCAUGUUUGUCGGCUUCACUCUCUUCUGACCGAUGGCAGUAAAAUAGGAAGGAUAGUAUCAUUGAAUGAAGCCGAUAGUGAUUCCUUGAUUCAAUGAUAUUUUCGUUGAGGAUCGAGCUCUAUUCGAGAUAUUUCAAUGCAUAAAAAACAAAACCAUAACCUGUCAGAAUGAAGCCAACUACCCUCUGCAUUCCUGCUCCGAGUGCAUUUGUGGUUAUGUAUGUUUUGGUUUACCAGUUUAACUUCUUCUAUUUUUUUCAUUCGUUAGCUGUUCACCAUUAGCUAUUUUCAGACUAGAUUUAGAAUGGACGUCACAGUUUGCCGCCCCGAAAAUUAAAAAUUGCUUUAAUUUGAAAAUGAAAACGACUUGGACUUUAUCGGUCGCCAUUCUAUACAGCGUGGACAUGAAACUGGAGAGUUCCGAACUUAUUUCAUAAAAAUUCAUCUGAAGGAAACUUCCCCAUCAUGACUUCCGAUGCCAAUGGUAGAUCUCAAAAACCUACCUGUGCCACCCCUCAGUCUGAGCCAAAUAAACGGCACAGCGCGAUUCAUUUGCUGCUAUUAUUCCGGACAUACUUACGUCAUGUGAUAACGAGUUUUAACAAAAAGCAAAUAAAAUGGGAAAAUGUUCCCUUUGCGAAGAUCCAAACGUGCCGCGAUUCAAACUGAUCUAAGUUAGUGGCAGGGCGUCAAUGUUUCCGAGAAUUUUUCGCCCUCGUCGAAAGAUAAUAUCCGAUGGAUCAGUGUUAAACUCAACAUGUAGAUUGGAAUACUUGUAGUGCGAGCACCACAUGAGUUUUACACUGGUACAUCGGAUAUUAUCUUUCGACGAGGGCGAAAAAUUCUCGGAAAUAUUGACCCCCUGCCACUAACUUAGAUUAGUUUGAAUCACGGCACGUUUGAUUAUUCGCAAAGGGGACAUUUUUCCCUUUCAUUUGCUUUCUGUUUCAAUUCCUUAUCACAUGACGAAAGUAUGUCCGGAAUAACUGCAGCAAAUAAAUCGCUGUGCCGUGAUUUGGCUCAGACUGAGGGACGGCACAAGUAGGUUUUUGAAAUCUACUAUUCAAUUGGUAUCGGAUGGCAUAAUUCUUAUAUCGUUAUCAAAUCGCGAAAUUUAGUGCAAAUUUUCGCACAGUAAAGUGCAAGUUUUCAAUCAUUUUGCUCAGGAUAGUGAUCUAUAUCAAUUAUAUAUAUAUGGUUCUUUAUAACAUGUUUUUUUUUAUUACCCAAAUCAAAAUCCAGGUAGCACAGUGACGUCCGAAUGACGUCCUAAUUUGGUCACAAAACUGACCAAUUGACGUCGAAAAAUGACGUUUUGAAGAACUCGAAAUGACGUUUUGAAGAACUCGAAAUGACGCCAAAAU